CAGCUAUAAUAUCUGGUACAAGAGCCGCAUUAGGUCAAUUUCCCUGGCAUGUACUUUUAAAGAAAAAUAAAAGAGAUAAAAUAAUGUGUGGCGGCUCUCUUAUAUCCGAUAAAUGGGUGUUAACCUGUGCUCACUGUCUUGAGGAACGGCUUUCCAUUUUAUUGGCAUUUGGUACUAUUAAACGGACCAAGAUGGAAGUUUUUAUGACUUCUAAGAAAUUGUUUCCUCAUCCAGAAUAUGAUGACUUAAAUGUAGUUAAUGACAUUGGUCUAAUUGAGCUACCUCAACGAGUGACCUUUAACGAUAACAUAAAACCAAUUGAAUUGAUAUCACCAGCAGAUGCAGCAAAAACUAAUUUUAUUGGCGAUGAAUGUCUUAUCAGCGGUUAUGGAUGGACUAAAGAUAAUGUACGAAAAUGUUCUCUAUGGUUAUUAUAUGGUACUAUAGUAAUUGUCAAUAAGACACUUUGUGAAGAAACUUAUGGAGAAAUUGAGGAUACACUUAUUUGUGCAAAUCCUUCUAAUAAUCCGAAACAAUCUUCUUGCGAUGGUGAUUCCGGAGGUGCGGUAGUUUGGAAGAACCCAGAGAAUAGGCUUGUACAAAUCGGUAUAAUUUCUUUUUCGAUUAAAUAUGGAUGUUCGAAAAAUCCAUCGGGUUUAACAAGAGUUUCUUCAUAUUAUGAUUUUAUUCAUAAUAUAACGGGUUUAAAUUUUAAUUGAUAUUUAGAAAAACUUUUAAGGAUGCAA
Messenger RNA from Lucilia cuprina (Australian sheep blowfly), 746 nucleotides. Its product is annotated as collagenase-like. The record is from RefSeq and is a predicted model, not a curated record. Gene Ontology annotation, biological process: proteolysis. Gene Ontology annotation, molecular function: serine-type endopeptidase activity. Lineage: Eukaryota; Metazoa; Arthropoda; Insecta; Diptera; Calliphoridae. The coding region runs from base 84 to 719 and encodes 211 amino acids. The transcript has a single exon.